This is a messenger RNA of Larimichthys crocea (large yellow croaker), 1401 nucleotides long. It is a transcript of the gene tescb, whose product is annotated as tescalcin b. Gene Ontology annotation, molecular function: calcium ion binding. The transcript is spliced from 8 exons. Lineage: Eukaryota; Metazoa; Chordata; Actinopteri; Sciaenidae. The coding region runs from base 245 to 895 and encodes 216 amino acids. The record is from RefSeq and is a predicted model, not a curated record.
CGUCAUCAGGACGGUAGUUGCGGAAGUAGCCGGCGCUGUUUGCAGAGGAUGAGACCUGCUUGGCGACCGAGGAGGGACAAGAGGAGUGAGCUGCAGGGUCUGUCAUAAUAAAACAACACACAGGUAGAGAUGGGUGAUCCCGAAACGUGAUCCUUUAAAGAUCCGUUUCCAACAGUUUCAUUUUCUGAUCUGUCUUGGGUCCCGUUUAAAACUGGACUGAACAGAGAGCAGCUUUUCCUGAGGUAUGGGUGCACUACAGUCCUUACCUGGUCAACCACAAUACGCUGAUCUGGCGGAAAAGACUGGCUUUUCAUAUGAUCAGAUUGGAGUCCUACAUAAAAGAUUCAACCAGUUGAGCCACAAUGAAGAAACUCUGCGGAGAGAUCACUUCAAUGAUAUUCCAGACCUCGCAUGCAAUCCCAUUCGUUCACAGAUCAUAGAGGCCUUCUUUGACAGACGAAACUUUCGUCAGAAUGGUGAGGGUACGGUUGACGAGAUCGGCUUUGAGCAGUUCCUGGUCGUCAUGUCUCAUUUCAAGCCUCCGUCACUGCACAUAACAGAUGACCAGCGUGAGAAGAUCAGGAAGGAGAAACUGAGAUUUAUAUUCAACAUGCACGACACAGACAACGAUGGAACAAUAACCCUGGAGGAAUACAGACAUGUGGUGGAGGAGCUGUUAUCUCUCAGUGAGACGCUGGAGAAGAACACGGCCAAAAGCAUUGCUGAUGCUGCCAUGUUGGAGGUGGCCAGUAUUUCAAUGGGUCACAUGGAACCUGACGAGUUCUACGAGGGAAUCACAUUUGAGCAUUUCCUAAAGUUGCUCGCUGAAUUUGAAAUUGAAUCAAGAAUGAACAUUCGCUUUUUGAAAAUGGACACAACAACCUUAUGUAAGUGAGGUUGAUACACGAAACUUUGCAGUGACUUCGGGAAAAAUCUAAGGAUGCAUAAUCUGUUGUUUGCUACACCAGUUUGGCACUUGUGUUGAAUAUAUGCCGUACUCAUGUUUGAAUAACUAUGCAAACUGAAAGAAAAUAUAUAUACAGUACUGUAGCUGUAUUAGGAGUAGUUUAUUUGAUUGUAAGCAAUAAUGAGAUAAUCAGUCAACAAUCAGCCUUUUAGCACUUCAGUAAAGCAAUAAUCAAAUAUCAAUGUCUGGAGAAGCAGACAGUAUGACUUAAAGCAUGCAAAUAACACUUGAAGAACCUUUGAAAAUGUUAAUGCCAUAAAUCAGUAACGCAAUAAUCAGGGAUAUAAAGUGUAUUUUAUAAAUAUAUCUAGACAUGUCUAAUAAUAGCAAUGCAACAGUUUGAUAUGCCUUUUAUUCAUGUUACAAAUACACCCAUGUGACACUUGUUGCAUGCUCUGCACACUACAUUUACACAAUAAAAGACAGUAAACAGA